AUGUCUCUGGAUCAUAGCUUACAUGGGUAAAAUUGUACAUGUGAUGUAGAUCAAAUAAUUUAUCAACAGUUGUAAAUGUCAACUAGGUUUCUAGUUCUACCCUUCACAUGGAAGAUGGGACACUGAAAUGCUGAUCAUUUAUUGGACAUCAUCUCCUGACAGGAAUCCAACCGAGAAUAUCUAAUUUGUUCUCGGCCUCCCUCUAAGACCUUCUCCAAACAGAAUGGAGGGAUAUAGGGUUUCUCCGAUGGCAGCUCUUCUCUUCAUUGCGGCUUUAUUGGCUGCUUCUUGCAUACCAUCUGAAGCAGCUUUCUCCAAAGGAUCUUUUGAAGACAAUUUCAAUAUUAUGUGGUCAGAGGAGCAUUUCAAAACAUCUGAAGACAGGCAGAUCUGGUACCUUUCCUUGGACAAGGAAACAGGUUGUGGAUUUCAAACAAAGCAGAGAUACAGAUUUGGGUGGUUUAGUAUGAAGCUAAAACUGGUUGGAGGUGAUUCAGUUGGUGUAGUGACAGCUUAUUAUAUGUGCUCAGAGAAUGGGGCAGGACCAACAAGGGAUGAGUUGGAUUUUGAGUUAGGGAAUAGAACCGGACAGCCAUAUUUGAUACAGACAAACGUAUACAAAAAUGGAACUGGUGGGCGUGAGAUGAGGCACAUGCUUUGAUUCGAUCCUACUGAGGAUUUUCACACCUAUUCCAUCCUCUGGAAUAACCACCAGAUUGUGUUCUUUAUAAAUAGAGUUCCCAUAAGAGUGCACAAGAACAAUGGAGAGACUAACAAUUUCUUCCCCAACAAGAAGCCCAUGUACCUAUUCUCGAGCAUUUGGAAUGCAGAUGAGUGGGCCACAAGAGGUGGGCUAGAGAAGACAGACUGGAAAAAGGCUCCAUUUGUGUCCUCUUAUAAGGACUUCAAUGUGGAUGGUUGCCAAUGGGAAGACGCGUACCCUGCUUGCGUAUCAACCACCACCAAGAAUUGGUGGGAUCAAUACCAAGCUUGGCAUCUUUCUGAUUCGCAGAAAAUGGAUUAUGCUCGGGUCCAGAGGAACCUUGUCAUCUAUGAUUAUUGCAAAGACACUGAGAGGUACCCAACACUGCCAGUAGAGUGCUCUUUGAGCCCAUGGGAUUGAAAUUGAUGACCAAUUGAACCUGUGAUCAAUUUUUUCUUCUUUUACUAUUUUUAUUCCUUUUUAUUUGUAUAUUUUGAGAUGAGUUUAAAAUGCGUAUUUUUUGUCC
This is a messenger RNA of Hevea brasiliensis (rubber tree), 1229 nucleotides long. Its product is annotated as probable xyloglucan endotransglucosylase/hydrolase protein 8. Gene Ontology annotation, cellular component: cell wall; apoplast. Gene Ontology annotation, molecular function: xyloglucan:xyloglucosyl transferase activity; hydrolase activity, hydrolyzing O-glycosyl compounds. Gene Ontology annotation, biological process: xyloglucan metabolic process; cell wall biogenesis. NCBI's taxonomy places the organism in Eukaryota, Viridiplantae, Streptophyta, Magnoliopsida, Malpighiales, Euphorbiaceae. The record is from RefSeq and is a predicted model, not a curated record.